GCCGCACCCUGUGUUUGUCAAACGUAACCUCAAUCGUUACUUGCAUUUUUGUUUCGAUCUUUCCUGUGUGUUUUUCAGUGAAAUCUCAAGAAAUUCCCAAUGGAGACGAUAAUUGGACUGAAGGGGAAGGAUUUCGUGAUGAUUGCGGCCGAUUGCACGCACGCACACUCGAUAAUUAUGCUGAAAGAAGAUGAGCGGAAGAUCAGCCAAAUCUCGGACAAUCUACUGAUCGCCACGACGGGUGAGUCUGGCGACACGGUGCAGUUCACGGAGUACAUCUCGAAGAACAUUGCCCUGUACAAGAUGCGCAACGGCUACGAGUUGGGCCCCAAGGCGGCGGCUCACUUCACGCGCAAGAACCUGGCGGAUUGUCUGCGCUCGCGUUCGCCGUACUUCGUGAACCUCCUGGUGGCGGGCUACGACGAGAAGGAGGGCGCGGAGCUGCACUUCAUCGACUACCUGGCGAACGCCAAGUCCGUGAACUACGCCGGCCACGGAUACGGCGGCAUGUUCUGCGCCAGCAUCUUCGAUCGCUACUACAACGCCGGCGUGUCGCAGGACGACGCGUACGAGAUCCUGAAGAAGUGCGUGGCCGAGAUCCAGAAGCGUCUCAUCAUCAACCUGUCCACAUUCAACGUGGCUGUGGUGGACAAGAAAGGCACACGCUUCCUGCACGACAUCACGUCCAAGAGCGAAGCGGCUUAGCCCGCGCCCGGCUUUCCUCCUCUCUUUAUACAAUAAAAUAGGAUUCAAACAA
Messenger RNA from Phlebotomus argentipes, 757 nucleotides. RefSeq names its product proteasome subunit beta type-2 (gene Prosbeta4). Gene Ontology annotation, molecular function: peptidase activity. Gene Ontology annotation, cellular component: proteasome core complex; nucleus; cytosol. The coding region runs from base 100 to 705 and encodes 201 amino acids. Lineage: Eukaryota; Metazoa; Arthropoda; Insecta; Diptera; Psychodidae. The transcript is spliced from 2 exons. Gene Ontology annotation, biological process: proteasomal protein catabolic process. The record is from RefSeq and is a predicted model, not a curated record.